AUGCCAGAUACGUUCAUUCAAGAGAGGUUGAACUCUCUUCACGAGAUUGACUGCAAGAUAGUUUCACUUUUAGACUCUAUGUCUACAAUUUUCCAGACAUACACUACACCUAAACUGCUGGAUGCUCUUUCUCAGAAUGAGUUGAGAGAGCAAUUCGAGUUGCAGACGAAAUCCAUAUAUAACUUAGUGAGUACUGUUGCCAUAGAUCUCAGGAAAGAGGUGAAGGUCAUGGAUGAUAACAUAGGAGUGUACGAUAAAAAUGAAGAUGGGGUAAUGAUAUUGCCUAUUAGUGUCGAUCAAAAGAAUUCAACACUUGGAGAUAAAAAGAUGAAAUAUGAAUUGAGCCAGAUGGAUAAGAUUAUACAUAUAGAGCGUAAACCCGUAGAAGUAGUAGAGAGGGAGGUUGAAGAAAAACCAACAGAGCUCAAAAAAGAAGAGGCAAGCAGUGAACCAACAUUCAAAGAAGUCAAGGAGGAAGAGGACAGUGAUAGCACCAAGGAUCUGACAAUUGUCCCAGACGUAGUCCCAGAAGAAGCUCCGGCUACUUCACAUGCCAUAGAUCUGGAAAAUCAGACAAAACUUAACUCUGAUGAUGAUAUGAAUAUAACUAGUAUCAAUACUCCAAUUCCAGAACCAGAAGUCAAACAGGAGCCAGUAGACGAAACUACCACAAAGACUGACGAGGGUCAGGAUACUGAGAUGAAGGAAGUUCCUGCUGAAGGAGCCCUAAAGGAAGAAGAAGAUCCUACAAAAACAAUACCUGGUACAGAGACAUUCGAAGAUGACAUGCUUUUUGGGGAUGACGAUGCUGAUACAGAUAUGUUCUUUUAG
Molecule: messenger RNA, 831 nt
Organism: Dujonia railenensis
Lineage: Eukaryota; Fungi; Ascomycota; Pichiomycetes; Serinales; Debaryomycetaceae
Source: the annotation of a GenBank genome assembly